Molecule: messenger RNA, 4756 nt
Organism: Acanthochromis polyacanthus (spiny chromis)
Lineage: Eukaryota; Metazoa; Chordata; Actinopteri; Pomacentridae
Gene: cdh15
Product: cadherin 15, type 1, M-cadherin (myotubule)
Exons: 15
Coding region: 1799-4066 (755 amino acids)
Biological process (GO): cell morphogenesis; cell-cell junction assembly; adherens junction organization
Cellular component (GO): adherens junction; catenin complex; plasma membrane
Molecular function (GO): cadherin binding; calcium ion binding
Source: RefSeq, a predicted model, not a curated record
AGCAAGGCACAACACCACAGCUGGAUGCCCCGCACUCCAUCUGACUAACCUUCUCACUCCGCUCGCUCUUCUCACCUCUCAUCCUUUCUCAUCUCCAUUCCUCCAAUACUUUGCCUCUUCUGUCUUCAGCACAAGUCACAACAGAUUGCAGCGGCGCCGGGACCGACUUGACUGUGAGAGUCCUUUUGAAUGAGCCAUGGCAUGCUGCCAGAAUAGACAGAGAGCAUGUGAAGAGAUGAAAGAAAAAUCGCAGACAGGAGAGAAAAUAUAAAGCAGGACUGUCAGAAAGAUUGGAGCCUUAACAAGAGCUGGCUGGAGAAAGAAAGAUUAAAGAAAUGGAGAUGCGUGCACAAAAAAAAAGUCAGCAUGCGGUUUUGAGUAAGUGAUAUGCAAUGGAUUUGGUGAUAAAGAAGAAGGGGGACGAGAGAAGGAGGCACUAAAAUACAGUUGAGAUAAACAGUCAUGAUGAACAGCCAGAGAAGUGAAGAUGGAAAGAAAUACAAGUGCAACCCCCAGCCGAUACAACCUCCUGUCCACACACACAUGCACACACUCGUCCGCCCACAGUCACCAGAGACCUGAUUAAGAGAGCAGAGCUAUCGAUCUGUGGGCUGGCAGGCUAGGAUGGAUGAGCAGGCAGGGCUGCAGGAGCACCAGAGGACAGCUUCAGUGCCCCCAAAUCCCCUCGCCACCCCACCCAACCACCCACGCCAGAGCUGGGAGUCAGCCAGGGCCACGGGCAAGAAGGCUGGGUCUGCCACGCCGAGGCUGCUGCCAGCAACGGAGGGUCAGAAUCAAAACUGAGGAGUGUGGAGCUGGUGUGCGGUAAUAGGUGCACUGUACUGUAGGUGUGUGCGUUUGGGGAUGGAGGAGGGGUGCGCACUCAGGAUGGGUUUCAGUGCUCGCCGCGUGCACGCAGAGGGAGGGGAGGCUGGUGGAUAUUCCCUGGACUCGAGCUUGAUGGAGUACUCGUGCCCUUGAACUGUCUCCACCUCCCCUUUCUGUCUCAAACACACACACAUUCAAGCACACUCUGCCUAUGUUUGCUGGAGCGUGUUGGAAGAGGUUGUCUGCAGAUGGCUGCUUAUUGGGCCCCAGGGUCCUGGAGGGUGGGUUAUGGGGGACACCGGUGAGGUUGUUUAUGUGUUGGAGAGUUUGGACAGAGUGGCAAAGGUUUGAAAGAGGGUGAUGUUACAAAGAGACAAGGAGAGAGUUCGUGUUAUGUUUUGCCGUCCUUAGUCACAAUUUCACUUUUCAUGUAAGCCUGCCUGCAAGGUGAGAUUUCUUUUUCUGGGCGAAUUUAGCCUGCUGUUCAGAUGAUGGAUGCAUUAAAUUAUGACAGGAACCAGGUGGCAUCACAAGCUAACAAACGAUUGAAACCGUAUUGCAUUUCAAAAAGAGUUUUCUUUUAUUGCAUCAGGCACGCUGAUCAAAUGCCACUUCAUUCAAUCAUUGAUUCAUUUUCUCCACCCGCUUUUCAGAAUCGGAUCCCGGCAAACACCUGGUUGAAGGCAGCAGGCGGUUUGCAGCUUCGUCACAGGCUGGACAUGGCCUGUGGGCAGUCAGUUGACUAGCAAACAGACCAAAGGAGACAAGAACAGAAGUCUCAGUUCGUCAAUGUGGCCUGAACAUGAAAGCCAUCCAUCAUGAAUGAUCCUGGAGAAGAAAGAAGUUCCUCCCUCUUCUCUCUGAAUUCUGACUGCAUAAUAAACAGGUAUGGAGCUCUGCAGAUCCUCACCGCAGUGAUGAAGAGCUGCUUCCUCAGGCCCUUCACCCAUGGAGAAGUCAAGGAAAGGGGAUGGUCAGAGUGAAGAGGGACUGGAUCAUCCCUCCAAUCAGAGUGUCAGAGAACAGCAAGCAGGUUCCAGAAGACCUUGUGCAGAUCAAAUCAGACAAAAUCUUUACAGGUGAGGUGAUUUACAAGCUAGAGGGACCGGGGGUGGACCAGGAGCCCAAGAAUCUGUUUGAGAUUGAUGAUAAAACAGGAGUAAUCAGGAGCAAGCGACCACUGGACCGAGAGAAGCACAACAGCUUCACGCUGAAAGCCUUUGCGCUGUCCCCCAGUGGAGAGAGACUGGAGAAUCCAACCACCAUAGAAAUAGUGGUGCUGGAUCAGAACGACAACAGACCUGCCUUCACUCAGAGCCAGUUUGUUGGGACUGUCUCUGAGUUCUCAGUCCCAGGCACGUCGGUGAUGUCAGUAUCAGCCACAGAUGCAGACGACCCGAUGACAGAAAACGCUGCUCUGAGCUACUCUAUCAUUGGCCAGGAGAGCAUUCCUGCCAACGCUGUUACCAAGACUAUGUUUGGCAUCAACAACCAGACAGGCGCCAUUUACACCAGAGAUGUUGGCCUGGACAGAGAGGUGGUGAAAGGUUUCAGAUUGAAACUACAGGUUGCUGAUAUGGGGGGCAUGGGAUUAACAAGUGAAGGUGUGGCAAUCAUACAUGUAUCUGACAUCAACAACCACGCACCACAGUUCAGCCCUGCAUCGUACAGCAUGACAGCAGUGGAGAACAGGUACGACUAUGAGAUUGGUCGAGUGAACGUGACAGACAGAGAUGAUGAAGGGACAAGAAACUGGGAGGUCAAAUAUUCCAUUUCUAAUGACGCUGAUGGCCACUUUUCCAUCAGUACGGAUCCAACCACCAACCAGGGGAUUCUGACCGUGGUGAAGCCUCUGGAUUACGAAGCACAGAAGGAGCACGUCUUGACUUUGACUGUGGAAAAUCUCAAUCCUCUGAGCAACAAGGCUCCCAACCUGCCACUGAGCACCGCCAAGGUGGUGAUCACCAUAGUGAACGAGAAUGAAGCCCCACGUUUCAGAGAGGAGCCCAUACAGAUCGUGGCCCUCGAGUCUGUGCUUCCUGGGACUCUACUGAAGAGCAACUUCGCCUUUGACCCUGAUAAUUCUGACCUGAGGUACGAGAUUAUCAGAGAUCCUGAGAGGUGGCUGGAGAUCAACAGAGAUACGGGAGACAUUACAGCGAGGAGAACCUUUAACAUGAGAUCUCCACAUGUUAAAAACAGUAUCUACACUGCAGUUGUCAAGGUUACAGAUGCUGGGGGUGUAUCAGCCUCAGCCACAGUGGCCAUCACACUGAAGGAGACCAAUGACUUCCCCCCUCAGCUCUUCCCUCUGAGUGGUUCUGUAUGCAAAGGUUCCAGCAGUUCUGGUCUGAUUCUGACUGCUGUGGAUGAAGAUCUCCCUCCGCAUGCUGCACCCUUCUUCUUUGAGAUACCCGAUGAUUUAUCAGUCAACUGGACUGUUGUUCAAGUCAACAGCACUCAUUCGGUGCUUCAGCCUCUUGUAGAGCUGGAAGCUGGAGAAUAUGCCGUCACAGUGCUGGUGUCAGACUCUGGCAGUCCAGCUUUGGGUGCUUAUGCUCAGGUCAAUGUCACUGUGUGUUCCUGUGACGCCUUUGGAGACUGUAAAUCAGUGGCUGGGACUCUCUUAGGCUCCAGUGUGGGAAUCAACUUCUUCGCUCUCAUCAUCAUCAUGGCCAGUAUUGCGCUCCUACUGCUGCUGCUUCUGCUGGCUGUGGCUUUGACCUCCUGUGGGAGACGCCACCAUAUCAAGAAAGGAACGGCUCUGCUUGUUGGAGAGUCAGAAGACGACAUACGAGACAAUGUGUUCAACUACGAUGAGCAGGGAGGGGGUGAGGAGGAUGAGAAUGCCUUUAACAUCGACCUGUUGUGGAAUCCCCAUGAUGCACCUUCAACCCCGGGGUCCUUCUACCCAGGGUCUGGCAUCCCCCGAGGCAAGCAGCCCCUUAGGAAGGAUGCCCCACAUAACCUGCCCUCCCCAACUUACCCACGGAGGCCUCCUGCAGAUCCCACUGACAUCGAGGACUACAUCAAUGACGGCCUCGAGGCUGCAGACAACGAUCCUAAUGUGCCUCCGUAUGACACAGCGCUGAUCUACGACUACGAGGGAGAAGGCUCGCUGGCAGGCAGCCUCAGCUCCAUCGCUUCAGGCAGCUCUGACGAAGAUCAGGACUACGACUACCUCAACGACUGGGGACCACGUUUUCAGAAACUGGCCAACAUGUACGACCCACGUUAAGGGUUGGCAGCACCGCACAGAAAGAAGACCUGUGUGAUUCACCAGCAGUUAGGGACACCGAACAUGCCUCUGGUGUUUUAUGGACACAUAUGAAAAGAUUUUAGUCCAGGACAAGAUUUGAAGUGUGCCAAGGAAAAAUAAAUGCUAUGCAAAACUAUGGGCCAUAAAUCUGAUGUGCCUUUUAUUGAGGAUUAUUUGGACAGAACUGACACAAUGGCUCACUGCAAAGUUUUGUGGUUAGCUCAGGAAAAGUAAGAGAAAAGAAAACUGUGUGUUCCUGUGAACAGCCAUGAGGAAAAGAAGCGUACAUGCUUCAAGGCAGAACGUGUGUUGAAAAGUGUGUCCAAGUCUGCUGUCGUUGUUUCUCUUCAGACUUGGAGGCUAAGUAAUGAUGCAUACAAGCCCGAGAUACUGAAAAACGUAUUUUAAAUGUAUUUCUUUUUUAUAUAAGGGGUUAUUAUUAUUUUAUAAGAUGAAUUUGCUUUGAUAUUCAUUUUGUUUGUUUUUAAUCAGAAAUCCUCCAUUCCAGCAUCCGUUGAUCUUUCUGGAAGUCAUCUCUGCACAAAUCAUCCUGUAACACCCACUAUUCUGCAGUCAUUGUAUUUGAAGGUGAAGUCUUGUACUGUUUUUUUUUUAUGUUCAUUGAAUUUAGAUUUUACCAGCAUCUACAGAAUAAAUGGAAAUCUUUUA